GGAGUUUGGGGGAGACAGGUGAACUUUGGGCACUGGACCAUCACCAGCUGUUUAUCAAGGGUUUUAAGUGGAGUUACCCUGUGGUCUACCCCUAUGAUCACUUGGAGUGUAGGAGGAUGGGGUUUCCUGCCCCCAGAAAGCAGCUAUCGAGCUGAGGAGGAAAUGAAGUCUGACUGGUUAGAACAGAGGAAGGAAUGGAGGUCCAAGAAAGGAUUUUCCAGGUCUCUGUCCCUGAUCUCUAAGGUGGAGCUAAUUCCCUUAUUCUGCAGCCUUGCUUUCUGGCCAGCAGCCCUGCCUCUGCCAGCUGCCCCACCCUUGAGGGACAGGACAGACCAAGGUUUAUGUAAUAGCUUCCUAGGUUCCUUCCCUUUAGAGAACAAGACAGGUUAUGCAGGCCCAGCCUUUGGGAGGACAUUGAGAGGAAAAAUUAAAGCAGUAGGCAUGAAUCCUGGGAAUAUCAUGGUCAUUCUGUCCACAGAUUUAGGGAAAUCCACCUACUGACUAGCUGUUCCAUAGGGAAAAGAAUUAAGAAACAGACCAGGAGAUUUGUUGUCUAAGCCCAGGGCAGGAUGAGGUCUGCCUAGUAACUGAUGAUGCUACACUGAAACAUUCAGCUAUUUGUCUCUACAUCUGUCCCCGCCUACUUGGCCAAUCUGACCUCUCAGUUUGGGACAACAGACAUAGAUGAGCUGGAAGGAGCAGGUUUAGUAUCCAAAAUCACUCAUCUAGUGGAGAUCCAGAAGCCCAAGCCGAUAUCUCAUUCCACUCAGAGUCUGGAGAUCAUCUACCCAGGCUGGGGCUUCUGGUGCAGGCGAGGACCCAAAGCCCCUGGAAGAGCCGGUCCAGGGGACUGAAUUUCUGCGUCUCUCCAGACUAGAGCAUGACCUCACUGCUGUGGCUGCUGCUGGGCCUCAGCCUGGGCUGCACAAGAGUAGGCAGCUUUGUGGCCCAUGUGGAAAGCAGCUGUCUGUUGGAUGAUGAUGGGACUCCAAGAGAUUUCACAUAUUGUAUCUCCUUCAACAAGGAUGUGCUCACCUGCUGGGAUCCACAAGAGGCCCAGAUGGUUCCUUGUGAAUUUGGGGUGCUGAAUCUCUUGGCGAAGUACCUCUCAGCCUACCUCAACCAACAUGAAAACCUGCUCCAGCGCUUGAAAAAUGGGCUCCAGGACUGUGCCACACACACCCAGCCCUUCUGGGGGUCACUGACCAACAGGACGCGGCCACCAUCCGUGCAAGUAGCUCAAACCACUCCUUUUAACACGAAGGAGUCAGUGAUGCUUGCCUGCUAUGUGUGGGGCUUCUAUCCAGCUGAUGUGACCAUCUCAUGGAUGAAGAAUGGGGAGCUCGUCCCCCCUCACAGUAACACACAUAAGAUUGCCCAGCCCAAUGGAGACUGGACAUACCAGACCAUCUCCCAUUUAGCCUUGACCCCCUCUAUCGGUGACACCUACACCUGUGUGGUGGAGCACACUGGGGCCUCUCAGCCCAUCCGACAGGACUGGACACCUGGGCUGUCCAAGACGCAGACGGCGAAGGUUUCUGUAUCUGCAGUGACUCUGGGCCUGGGGCUCAUCAUCUUCUCUCUGGGUUUGAUCAGCUGGAGGAGAGCUGGCUCCUCUGGCUACACCUACCUCCCUGGGUCCAAUUAUCCAGAAGGUCGGCACAUUUCCUAGAGGCGGAAUCCUACCUUUCUGCUCCAAGUGAGAAGGAGAUUCAAACUCUUAGUGCUGCUGCUGGGUCACUCCAAAAUCCUCAAACCCCACCCCACCACCCACUUUUUUGGAUCGUAUGGUUCCUCCAUACAAUUCUUUGAAUUUCCCUGUCUUCCCUAUGUAAGCAUUCGUACGUUGGAGGAACUCAUUCCUGGGAAUAUUCCGUAACCAAAUUAUUGUCUGAGGCUAUAUUUCUGGGGUGAAUAUAAUCUGGGGAGGGAGGUUGAAGGAUCCUCUUGGGGUCCCCAUUGUACCACAUUGUACCGAGUUGCUGGUGACCAUCUCUGCAGAGUAAACUCUAGUGGAAACAUUGUU
Messenger RNA from Choloepus didactylus (southern two-toed sloth), 2026 nucleotides. Its product is annotated as HLA class II histocompatibility antigen, DM beta chain. Gene Ontology annotation, biological process: antigen processing and presentation of exogenous peptide antigen via MHC class II; positive regulation of T cell activation; peptide antigen assembly with MHC class II protein complex. The coding region runs from base 881 to 1672 and encodes 263 amino acids. NCBI's taxonomy places the organism in Eukaryota, Metazoa, Chordata, Mammalia, Pilosa, Megalonychidae. The transcript is spliced from 6 exons. The record is from RefSeq and is a predicted model, not a curated record. Gene Ontology annotation, molecular function: MHC class II protein complex binding. Gene Ontology annotation, cellular component: late endosome membrane; lysosomal membrane; MHC class II protein complex.